Molecule: messenger RNA, 2246 nt
Organism: Anastrepha ludens (Mexican fruit fly)
Lineage: Eukaryota; Metazoa; Arthropoda; Insecta; Diptera; Tephritidae
Product: RING finger protein 37
Exons: 2
Coding region: 395-1906 (503 amino acids)
Biological process (GO): protein polyubiquitination
Cellular component (GO): nucleus
Molecular function (GO): ubiquitin protein ligase binding; ubiquitin-ubiquitin ligase activity
Source: RefSeq, a predicted model, not a curated record
AGUUGUCAUUCCUCAUAAUUGGUGAAUUUCAUAGAUAAAGCUAUCAUAUGUCAGAAAUAGCACCUGACAAGUUAAUAUAUCAAGCGCAACGACAUCCAAAAAUACCAAUUCAAUAAACAGCGUUGUGUGUGGACCAAUAAAUUGUUUGCAUUAUUUCCUUCCUUACAAGAAAUUUGUGUUUUUUGGGUUUUUUUUUUAUUAAUUUUGAGAAAAGUGCAUUUGUGCGUAAUUGCUCAGAGAGACGCGCGAGGCAAAAUUAGCAACGUUCGUUGAAGUGAAACAGUUUAGUGACGGCAGUCAUCGACGCCAUUUUUUAACAUACAUAAGACUAAUUACGUGAGAAAAAUCGCAGCGUUUGUGAAAAAGUUUUUGCACAACUUCUAAAUUGUACUAAAUGAGCCUAAUUAAUUUUCUAAAUUCAAAGUUAAAACCCUCGGUAGAGUGCGAUGCACUAUGCGAAGAUGGUUACACUGCGAAUAACUUAAUCGCAGAUGAUGCAGAGCAGCUGUCACGCGGCUUCAUGGCAUAUGCCGUCACCAAGCCGCCCGUUGAAAUCAUUUUUGAUUUCCCAAAAGCUGUAGAAGUGAAGGUGAUCAAGUUGUGGAAUAGUAAUGGUGCUCUACGCUCGACUAGUUUUGAACUGCAUGGCAAGUUCGAGGGCAUUUGGGAACGAGUAGCUUAUGCUCGUGACCUUGCUGAGGGUGUUGACUCUGUGACUUUUUGCUAUCAAAGUGAUUACAAUUCUCGAAGUAAUGCGGAAAGUGCUGCUACUCAAGCGCAAAGCGUAAAAGCUUUUUUCUUUAAGACCGCACACCGUUUACUUUCCAACGCUAGCAGUCUGAAGGUCAUCAUUUGUGCUACUAAGCGAAGCCCACCAGUACUGCGUAAAAUAGAAGUGUGGGGACUACCAUCACGAGCGUUGGAGAAAGCAGAUCGUGAACUUGUUAAAACCAUAUGGAGUGAAAUUGUUCAUCCGCAUGGUUUUCGCACAGCUCCAGACCGUGGACAGCGUUCACCAUCACGUAAUGUGCCAGAAUUAAAUGAGUAUUCUACAUUGAAAAUCCCAGAAGAGUUCCUUGAUGAAAUCACGUGGGAACUAAUGAUUUUCCCUACCGUGCUUCCGUCUGGCAAAAUUGUAGACCAAUCCACAAUCGACAAACAUUCAGAAGUGGAGGCGAAAUGGGGCCGCUUGCCAUCGGAUCCAUUUACAGGCCUUGAAUUUACCUCACAUCGUAAAGCAAUUCUCAACCUCGCCCUUAAGGCACGCAUAGAAAAGUUCCUUAUGGACAAUUCCGAACACUUCAAAACAGUGCCACGUUCACUAGGUAGUUCCUUUGUGCGACGUAGUAAAAAUCGACACGCAUCGCAGUUUGCAAGCCUAUAUCAACGUCACAGCUCAACCGUUGGAACUUACUCGUCUCUAUCAGAGGCGUUUUACAAGUCAUCUUCACAAGCUUCGGCAACAGCUACAUUGUCAUCACCCACGCUUCCACCAAAGCGGCCUAGAAUUAGUGACUCUACAACAUAUCGCUCGGAAGCACCACUACUUACCUCCACAGCAACACAAACAUUAUCUAGUACUUCAUUAUCAUUUUCCUCAAAGUCAGCACCAUUUUCAAUGACAGGUGCAGCGGUCUCAUCAACAGCGUCGUCCACCACAAUCGCGACGGGCAUCGAUCAUGCCAUACAAGAAGCAUUAAAAAAUGUUACUCGCUACACAUGUCCGCCCGCGGCUGUGAAAGCUGCUACUUGUAUAAGCUGCAAAGCAGAAGAAUUCUCAUAUGAAAUACUAACGUGUAAACAUCUCGUAUGUCGUGCAUGUCUUGUACAGUUGACCAAGGACGAAAUGUGCACAUGCAAAGUCAGCUUCCGAACAUCCGAUGUUGAACGCUAUCAUAAAUUGUAAGCCUUUACAGAAAAAUUCUUAUAUGAGACACUAACGUGUGGGCAUCUCGUAAGUCAUGAAUUUGUCUUGCUGUUGACUGAGAACGAAAUGUGUACAUGCAGGACCAGCUUCCGUAGAUGUUCAACGUUUUCAUAAAUUGUAGGACUUUACGAAUUUAUGAACGUAUACAACACGUUUAUCGGCAGUGGCACCGCUAGAACUGAUCAAUGAGCCUAAAAGUAGUCGUUAAAAGGCUUGAAUUGUUUAAUAUUUUGCCUCAUUUUUAGUACGGUGACUGUUAUAAAUCGUUGGACUAAUAUUAUAUAUAUGUGAUUGGCUCCUAACAAAAAGAGUGCAAUUU